Trypanosoma cruzi is the source of this 330-nucleotide messenger RNA. RefSeq lists its product as uncharacterized. NCBI's taxonomy places the organism in Eukaryota, Euglenozoa, Kinetoplastea, Trypanosomatida, Trypanosomatidae. The record is from RefSeq and is a predicted model, not a curated record. The coding region runs from base 1 to 330 and encodes 109 amino acids. The transcript has a single exon.
AUGCAGGCGCUGCGUGUGUGCGUGUGCCGGUGCCAUGCAACAACGUCACAACAAACGUGCUGCGACUCGGUGACCCUCACAUCGUUGUGGUCCUCACGAACAGCCCAGGCACGGCCCACACCGAUGCACUUAGUGGACGGAGUGAGGCAUCUUUUGAGGCGCAGCAGGGAACAGGAUGUGUUGACGCAGCCACGACGCGCAUGGAGUGUCACGAUGGCACAGCCGGCUGUGGCUGGUGGAAUAUUUACUUCUCGGAGGCAAGAGAGAGAGAGAGAGCUGCUCCUGCUGCUGGCGUCGUUGCUGCCUUUUGUGGCCUCCCAUGCCAAUUAA